GAGCACAAAACACAAAACGGUCUCAAAGAACACUUUUUCUCCCUUUCUUAAUCUCUUCUUCUUCUUCUUCAAGUCGCCCUUUUGUCGUCCCCUCCUCUCCCUCUUCUUCUUCUGUCCAUUUGGAGUUCAUGUUGAUCCACAAGAUUUUAGUGCUUUUCCUGGCCCUUUCCCAUCUCCUCUCCCCUCUCUCUGCAACAUCAAGAAAUGUGAAGGAAAUCAUGGGUGGUGUUGGUAAAGCACGCCAAGCUGAUGAUGAGGUUUUGAUGAAAGGAUAUGAGCAGAGAGGGGCAGCUGUUUUAGGAAGAGGAGAAGAAGAGUUUGGGUUUAUAUUUGAGGAAGGAAGGGGAAGAAUGAAGAUUGAGAUAAAUGAUUAUGAAGGUGCUGGUCCCAACAGAAAACAUGAGCCAGAUGCCCCUCUUAGCCCUGGCAAUGGCAAUGGCAAAGGAAAUAGAUGAGGAAUCAAUUUAUAUUUAUUUAUUUUCAACUUUUUAUUUUCAAUAAAUAAAAAAACAUGGAGAACGUUUUAAUUAAUUUUAUGUACUAGACACCAGCAUAUGUUGUAGUCUUAUUUCUGUGUAUGUUGGGAAAAUAUUUGUGCCGUCUCGUUUGUGACCGUUACAAAUUAAGCUUUGUAACGUUAAGUCGUCUUCAGUUACGCAUUCGUUUGAAAUAUAUAUAAUUUAAUUGUACGACGUUUUCAAUAUAAAUUGAAUUGGAAAUAAAUUUAAUCAGAUUCC
Molecule: messenger RNA, 737 nt
Organism: Cuscuta campestris
Lineage: Eukaryota; Viridiplantae; Streptophyta; Magnoliopsida; Solanales; Convolvulaceae
Source: the annotation of a GenBank genome assembly